AUGAGAUUUUUCACUGGUUUCCCAAACUGGAGUACAUUUUUGGCUGUCUUUAAUUAUUUGAAUCCACGAGAUGAAGGGGAAAACAUAGCCUACUGGCUCAGUCAAACGUUUCUGUUCUAGCGGCAUUCCAUGAUGAAUCAGAGGGAGAACCGUCAAGAAAACUGGGCAGACCAAGAAACUUGAGGCCAAUUGAUGAAUAUUUUGCUGUUAUGUGCAGACUCAGACAAGGCCUACCUGAAGAACAUCUUGCACAUCUUUUGAAAGUUUCAUUGUCUACAGUAAGUCGGGUUUUUAUUACCUGGCUUAAUUUUAUGUACCUAAGGUUAGGGCAAAUCAAUAUUUGGCCCUCUAGAACAGCUAUUGACAAAACUAUGCCGGAGGAUUUUAAGAAAAAAAAUUCAUCGACCAGAGUUAUUAAUGACUGCACGGAAGUUAGGUGCCAGAUGCCAAGUAGUCUACAACUGAAUGGUGAAUUGUUCAGUAAUUACAAACACCGUACAACCCUUAAAGGUCUAAUUGGAAUCAGCCCCGGAGGUGCCAUAACCUUUAUAAGUCAACUCUACACAGGAAGCAUUUCAGAUCGGGAGAUAGUCGCGAGAAGUAGUUUCCUUGAUUUGCCUUUUGAAGACAAUGACUCAGUCAUGGCAGACAAAGGGUUUACCAUUCAAGAUCUGUUACCAAUGGGAGUUUCUUUCAACAUUCCCCCUUUUCUAGGAAGUUCUAGCCAAAUGCCUGCUGAGGAUGUUGUGAAGACUCAAGAAAUUGCCAGCUUGCGCCUACAUGUAGAAUGUGCAAUCAACAAGAUACAAAAUUUCCACAUUUGGGAUGGGGUUAUACCCCUCCACCAGCUU
This is a messenger RNA of Porites lobata, 851 nucleotides long. NCBI's taxonomy places the organism in Eukaryota, Metazoa, Cnidaria, Anthozoa, Scleractinia, Poritidae. The record is from the annotation of a GenBank genome assembly.